Messenger RNA from Emys orbicularis (European pond turtle), 408 nucleotides. RefSeq names its product transmembrane protein 238-like. NCBI's taxonomy places the organism in Eukaryota, Metazoa, Chordata, Testudines, Emydidae. The transcript has a single exon. The record is from RefSeq and is a predicted model, not a curated record. Bases 1 to 408 code for a protein of 135 amino acids.
AUGGCAGCUCCUGGCGGGCUGGGCCGCUGCGUGGCCGCCUUCUGGGUGGCGCUGGCUUUCGACGCGCUGGGCCUGGUUGUGCUGCUGACCGGGGUCUUCGCCAACCUUUUCUUCUCGGACCUGCUCAUUUACGCGGGCGGCAUCGGCAUCUUCCUCAGCCUCAUCUGGUGGGUGUUCUGGUACGCGGGCAACCUGGAGGUGCCGCUCGCCGAGUUGCGCGACGACGUGGGGCUGGACCCGCCCAAGGGCCGCGGGGACAGCCUGCUGCGGGGGCUGGUGAGGGGGCUGAGCACCCGCAUCUCCACCGUCUUCUCCUCCGCUCCUCGCUCCAGUCCCCCGGCUCCUGCCGCCGCCACCACCAUGGAGCUCCAGCCCGCUGACAGUCCUGCCCGCACCCAGCCCGUCUGA